GUUUUGUUCUCCGCUUGAAUGUUCCUUCUUCCACGACUUUUGGGUUCUUGCUGAGUAACGAGAAAGCACUGUUGUUCACACCUCUCUCAACGUUCUCAUGGAACCUAUGGGAACGGUUCUUGGUAAGAACACGAUAUACCACCAUGAUAGCCGUUUAGACACUCGGGUUGGUAAUCGUUAUCUUCAGUCAGCUCAAUAGGAAACAAGUUGAAGGCGUAGUGCCCAUGUUGAAUUCUUCGCAAUGACUUUGCUACAGGCAAUCGAUCGAUAGACAUACGGGUAUGUUCACGCUAUGCAUCCGGCGCGUCGUUUUAUCUCUCGGAAUAUGUAAGACCUUCGUCAGCAGGAGCCAGUGCGACAGGGUAUUCCUAGACUCUUCAUUACCCAAUAACCGGUUACUCCGCCACACAAACUGCGGAUAGAGUUUACCAGUAAAAUCCUUGAACAUCUCGCGUCAUCGUCCUCGCUCGAUAGGGUAUAAAUAAGGACGUUUUCCGCAUAGAAACAUCUUUUAAAUACCCAGUGAACCUUGUUAACAUACCCAUAGAACUUGCAUAGACAUGUCUCAUCCAAAAACCUACAGUGCCUACGCUUUUACCGAGAAGGGUGGCACGCUCCAGAAGCUCAUCAUCGAUUGGCAAGACCCAAAGGAUGGCGAGAUAGUCGUCAAAGUUCUUGCCUGUGGUGUCUGCGGCAGUGACGAAUUCGUUGAAACCGGCGCAUUGGGUAUGCAAUACCCUCACGUUCCCGGUCACGAAAUCGUCGGCGAGAUUGUUGCCGUUCCACCAAAUGAGAAGAAUUACAAGGUUGGCCAACGUGUCGGUGGCGCGUGGCACGGCCAACAUUGCUUCUCCUGCACACCAUGCCGCUCCGGCGACUUCACGCUCUGCGAGCAUACUGAAGCCAACGGUAUUCAUCGCGACGGUGGCUACGCUGAAUACGCGACUCUGAGAUCCGAGGCUGUCGUAAACGUCCCAACCGAUAUCGACCCCGCCGAGGCUGCCCCUCUUCUUUGUGCUGGUGUCACCGUAUUUAAUGCUCUCCGUAACAUGAGUUAUGUGCCAGGCGAUCUUGUCGCAAUCCAGGGAAUUGGUGGCCUUGGACAUCUUGCAAUCCGGUUUGCACGCAAGAUGGGUCUCCGUCCCGUCGCUAUCUCAACUUCAGCGGACAAGAAAGAUGUUGCGUCGCGACUCGGAGCAGUGGCUUACCUUGACUCAUCAAAACUGGACAUCGGUAAAGCUUUAACGGAAAUGGGUGGCGCCAAGAUCAUCGUCGUUACCGCUAACAAUCCUGAUGUCCUCAAUAACUUCAUUGAGGGACUGAGUAUUGGCGGCACCUUACUCAUCCUGUCUUUCCCUCCAACAACUCCGAUCAACCUCGUACCUCUCAUUUUUAAACGUGCUUCUCUUCGUGGUUGGCCGGCCGGUGAUCCCAAGGCUUGCGAGGACACUAUUGCCUUCGCGCAGUCAGCUGGCAUUCGCAGCCUCGUUACGACGUUCCCUCUCGACAAGGCACAGGAGGCGUAUGAAUUCCGCUCCAAGGCUAGAUUCCGAGCUGUUAUCGUUCCCAACGCAUAGAUAUACGAUAUUGCCUACCGUACAUUCCCCUUUCCGUGACUACUAUAUUCUUAGAGACAUCGCACAAUGUUGUAUUUAUACUGCAAUUUAGACUAUGAGCCAGUGUUCACUGGCAAGACUGAGUACUGAGCUCAGCAGACUGACCAUCAAAUGAUCGCAAACUUGACUACUGCGGGCAAA
Somion occarium is the source of this 1757-nucleotide messenger RNA. The record is from the annotation of a GenBank genome assembly. Lineage: Eukaryota; Fungi; Basidiomycota; Agaricomycetes; Polyporales; Cerrenaceae.